Messenger RNA from Macrosiphum euphorbiae (potato aphid), 906 nucleotides. The record is from the annotation of a GenBank genome assembly. Lineage: Eukaryota; Metazoa; Arthropoda; Insecta; Hemiptera; Aphididae.
AUGAAUCCAUUAACAAAUAUGAGAAAUGUAAAAAAACUCAGUGAACAAGAAUUGCAACGAUUACCUAAAAGUUCUUGGCAUGAUGAAUAUAAAUCAAGUGCAUGGAUAUUUGUUGGAGGAUUACCUUAUGACCUUUCUGAAGGCGAUCUUAUGUCUAUAUUUUCUCAAUAUGGGGAAAUCACUAAUCUAAAUUUGGUACGGGAUAAAGACACUGGCAAACAGAAAGGAUUUUGUUUCGUUUGCUAUGAAGAUCAAAGAAGUACAGUAUUAGCGGUAGAUAACUUCAAUGGUACACGUGUACUAGGUCGAAUAUUACGUGUUGAUCAUGUUAAAGAUUACAAACCUCCAAAAAACUCAGAACCUACUAAUAAAAUUAAAACUGAAAAAUUAGAAGAUGAUAUCCAGGUUAAAACAGAAAAUAAUGAGGAAAUAUUUUUGCCACAAUUUCAAAGAACAAUUAGCGCUCCAGAAAUCAAACGAGAAGUCUGCACUCCAGAAAUAAAGCGAGAAGUUUGUACUCCAGAAAUAAUUAAAAGUCCUGAAUAUGAAAGUAAUAAAAAAAUAAAAAAAUCUAAAGAUAAGAAAAGGCACCAUAGUGAUCAAAGAGAAAGGUCAAGAGAAAAACAUAGAAAAAAACAUAACAAAAGUGAACGUGAUAUAUCUAGUAAGAGAGAGAAAAGUAAUAAACGAUCUAUGCACAGUCAAAGUCAAGAGAAGGAUGUUGACAGAGAUUCUAAAACUAAAUCAUCUAAAGAGCACAGUAGAAGAGAUAAAUCAAGUGAAAGAGAUAGAAAAAAGUUAAAAGUCAAUAGAAAAGAAUAUAAUAACAAGGAUUAUGAUGACAAGAAUAAAAGAAAAAAUUAUGAAAAAGAUGACAACAAUUAUAAAAAAACAAAAAAAGUAUAA